CAUCGACAGUGUCGCAAUGCUCUCCUGAUCAUUCGGGGUGUGAGAGAGAAGGGGGAAUGAUUUCGUCGUCUUCCCCAAUCCCAUGCCUUUGGUGCGCUUGCCUCUUGGCCCUCUCCUUUGAUCAUGAGCAGCCCAAUUCCAUAUGAAUACGAAGAAGACGACGACGCCUCGGAUUUCAAGCUCGAGAUUCAACAAUCGCAGACCAGCGCCCCCUUACCGGCCCCUCCAUCAUACGGUCCCACUUCGUCCUCAACGAACAAUCCACCCGCACAAACCUCGGUGACGCGCCGAUCGACGAGGGGCACACGAGCCCAGGCGCUAGAGGAUCUUCAAUCAUCGCUACCGAGGUCAUCCGUGGAAGCAUAUUCCGACGUGCUUGUGAGGACCGUCGAAGAUCAUGCGCCUGUUCCUGCGACCAUUGGUGGGGAGAACUACAGAGUCACGCAAAACGGGAUCGUGACAUGGACUCCGAAGGAGAAGGAAGUGCUAUAUUCUGUAUUGGAUAGAAAAGGCAAAGAUGGGAUCAAGGAAAUCUCACGCCAUCUCGGCUCAAAAUCUGAGCUCGAAGUUCAGGAGCACUUGAAACUGCUCCAUACGGGCCUGGAAAAGCAGCACCUAAAGGAUCGCCAUACAAGAACGGUCAUCUUGGGUGAUGUCCCCGCGGCAGCCGAGAUCAGCGGUGAAUGUUGCGAUGCGCUCGAUCAGUACGCUGAGCUGGUUGCAUUGGAGGAGCAGCUGGCAGAGGAUGUCGCCGGGAAACAAAAGCACCAUGACUUAUGGAUCAUUGAUCGCAAAGCGGCUGAAGAGCUUGGGCAGGAGAUCAAAACCCAGGGUGCGGAUCCUGGUGCCAACUCAAGCGCACAUCUAACAGCUGAUCUUCUGAACAUGAAGAAAUGGAUUCGGCUGUCGGAACGCUUCUUCAUGAAUUUCGGGGGUGCAAGGCUGGAAGACAAUUGGGUCAAUGUAGCCUUUGCGGGUGAGACCCCAUCUAUGACUGCGGAUGCCUUUGCAGACUUUUACGCCCUGACCGUCAGUUUGACACGCCGCCUGGUGCAGUCGACUCUCUUCUUCGCCAUGUCCAGACGGCGGAAUAUGCGACAGACUGGCAAUGAAAAGGCGAACGUGGUGAGGUCUCGCGAUGUUCAGACCGCUGUGAACGUGCUCAACAUGCAACGGGACAGCUCCGACUUCUGGGUCGGGCUGGCGCGAAGAUGCAGCCUACGGGUUGAAGAUUCUCGCCACCGAAAGGGGUGGAAGGCAGUGCAUAUGGAGCAUAGUGACGUCGAAGAUAUCUUAUCCGCGCAGGUGCCUUUUGAGUUCGAGUCUGGUGAAAGAAGCAUCUCACAAGGGAGAUCAGCAAGCCGUGUAGGUCGUGCCACAGAUUCCGAAGAUGCAGACGCCAGUGACGCCGAGUCCGAGCCGCCCUCACCGGCCGAGUCCUUGCCCUCUUCUCCUUUGUCAUCUCCGGGUGAAGAGAAACCAACGGAUCCCGAAGAUGACCAUGCGGAACACGUGGACGAACAGAUGAGUCGCCUUGAGGAAGUGGAUUUAUGGAAGCUCAUUGGACAGCCACCGCAAUCUCUUGAAGCGCAAAUCGAGGAAGAUCAAGCGCGUGGUACUCACCGGCGGAAACCAGUCGGGGAGCGCAAGACGACAGCAGACUUGGUUGAUUGGCGCGACAGGACAUUUUAUCGCAACGAGUGGGAGGAAUAUGGACAUGACAUAGUAGACCUUCACGAUGAGCUUUCGGAGAACCGACGAAAGCGGCGCCGUGUCGACCAACAGACAGAUGAACAGCCGUCAUCAGCGCCGAUUCUUAAGCAUCUGUCUCCAAGGCCGACAGCCGGUCUCGUGCAAGAAGAGGGCGAUGAGGGCUCUGAUUACGAAAACAACGAGGAUGGCGGUGAGGAAGAUGAUGAGGGAGACGACGAUGAAAGAAAUGGCGUGGAGGAAAACUAUGAGGACUACGAAGAAAUGGCAGUUGAUGAGCCAACACCAGCGAAAUCUGACAUCGAAGAGAGUGAAAACAACGAUGCAACAGGCGGAGACGAAGGAGAGGACGACGGCGAUGACGAUGACGAUGACGAUAGCGAUGAGGAGGGGGGAGAGGAGGAACACUACCAGGAGAUGGCGCUGGACGAGCCAUCACCAGCAAAGUAUGAAGCCGAAGAAACUCCAGAAAAGGAGGCGACGCCAGAGGAAAGUCCGGUGUCUGAGCUUGCGUCUCGUCUAAUCUACGAGCUCGAGAAGGGCCAUUCAGACCCAAAGCAUACACCACGCAUAAGAACCCAAGACACGGGCUCAAGUGCAUUCUCAACUCCUUCCAAACCCAACGAAACGGUUAGACCCAUGAGACGAAGUGCUCGCCUUCAAAAAGCGGCCCAAACGGCGCCAGAGGACGAUAUAUCUUUCAGCUCGGAUGACAAUUUACCCAGUCCACACGAACGAACAGUCUCAGAGGAGGAGGAAGAUGACGAUGAAGGGGGAAUGCCCUUGUAUUCCCACCCAAUGAGCCCAGCUGAUUCAUCAGACUGAAUACGGCACGGCCCCUCGGGUGCAGAAUGAGGAUAUAUUGGUUCCAUCUACCGCAUAUAGAUUCUUGUAUAUAUUGUCUCUCGGGAUACCUGCUUGGAACUUUUGUUAGAUACCUGUUCGCAUGGCAUAGACCAUCUACAAUCACA
Messenger RNA from Aspergillus sclerotioniger CBS 115572, 2681 nucleotides. RefSeq lists its product as uncharacterized. Bases 124 to 2535 code for a protein of 803 amino acids. Gene Ontology annotation, molecular function: RNA polymerase I general transcription initiation factor activity; rDNA binding. Gene Ontology annotation, cellular component: RNA polymerase I upstream activating factor complex. The record is from RefSeq and is a predicted model, not a curated record. The transcript has a single exon. Lineage: Eukaryota; Fungi; Ascomycota; Eurotiomycetes; Eurotiales; Aspergillaceae. Gene Ontology annotation, biological process: nucleolar large rRNA transcription by RNA polymerase I; transcription initiation at RNA polymerase I promoter.